This is a messenger RNA of Amaranthus tricolor (Joseph's coat), 3961 nucleotides long. RefSeq names its product leucine--tRNA ligase, cytoplasmic-like. The coding region runs from base 415 to 3678 and encodes 1087 amino acids. The record is from RefSeq and is a predicted model, not a curated record. The transcript has 4 exons. Gene Ontology annotation, molecular function: leucine-tRNA ligase activity; ATP binding; aminoacyl-tRNA deacylase activity. Lineage: Eukaryota; Viridiplantae; Streptophyta; Magnoliopsida; Caryophyllales; Amaranthaceae. Gene Ontology annotation, biological process: leucyl-tRNA aminoacylation.
AAAAAUGAAACCCUAAUUCAUACGUUAGCAGUGCACUAAGCAGCAUUUUGUAUUCUUCAAAGAACUAGUUCACUUUCUCUCCCUAAAAGUUCCAGAAAAGUUGUUCACUUUUCCAGCCCUGGACGUGCUUCAACAAUUUGUUCCUGAGAAUCACAGUAAAGCUUGUGAAAUGAAUACUUCUAUUUGAUUGCUUGUGAGUCGUGUAUUUGUCUCGGAAUGACCAUCGUGCAGAGCUUCCACUUGCAUCUUGGUUGAUUUUGAAUAGGAUGGAUAAGACCCAACUUUCUUGGAACAUUUCAUGACUUUGGCUUUUCACUCUUCCUGUUUGAAGCGUGGACUUUCAGGAAUCAAGUUCGGAAGUUGACUAACAAGCUUUUGGUAACUCAAAGUUUCUGCAAUAUUCCUUCAAACAAAAUGGCAGAUGGUGGUAAAAGUUUUGCAAGGAGGGAUCGUCUUCUUGAGAUCGAGUCAAAAGCUCAGGGUUGGUGGAAAGAGCAUAAUGUUUUUGCAUCUGAGCCGGGACAGAAGCCACCCGGUGAUGGAGAAAAGUUUUUUGGAAACUUUCCAUUCCCGUAUAUGAAUGGAUAUCUGCAUCUUGGACAUGCAUUUUCAAUUUCCAAGGUAGAAUUUGCAGCAGCGUACCACAGACUGAGAGGAGCCAAUGUACUCUUUCCCUUUGGUUUCCACUGCACUGGCAUGCCUAUCAAGGCUGCUGCUGAUAAGCUUGCUAGAGAAAUUCAGCUGUUUGGAAAUCCACCUGUGUUUCCGUCUGCAGUGAAGGAAGAAGUUUGCCAGCCAUCAGAACAAGAGGAUGCAAAUGCCGGCUCACAGCUUCCUGCUGAAAAGUUCAAAGGAAAGAAGUCCAAAGUUGCUGCUAAAACUGGAAGACAGCUAUACCAGUGGGAGAUCAUGCGAAGUUUUGGCCUUUCUGAUCAAGAAAUUUCGCAGUUUCAGGAUCCAUAUAAAUGGCUGACCUAUUUCCCACCUUUAGCAGUUGACGAUUUAAAAGCUUUUGGCUUGGGUGUUGACUGGAGGCGUUCUUUUGUAACUACAGACAUCAACCCAUACUUCGAUUCGUUUGUGAGGUGGCAUAUGAGGAAGCUCAAAGCAGCUGGUAAGAUUGUGAAAGAUAAAAGAUACGCAAUCUUCUCUCCUCUUGAUGGACAACCAUGUGCAGACCAUGACAGGGCUUCAGGUGAAGGGGUCCAACCUCAAGAAUACACUAUAAUCAAGAUGGAGGUUAUUCCACCAUUUCCUGCAAAAUUGAGUGCUUUAGAGGGCAGGAAAGUAUUUUUGGCUGCUGCAACAUUGCGACCUGAGACCAUGUAUGGCCAAACAAAUGCUUGGGUGUUGCCAGAAGGAAAAUAUGGUGCUUUUGAAAUUAGUGAGACUGAUGUUUUUAUUGUUACCGAAAGGGCAGCCCUUAACCUUGCAUAUCAGAACUACUCUAGGAUCCCAGAGAAGCCAACUUGCUUGGUUGAGCUUACUGGUCAUGACUUAAUUGGUUUACCUCUGAAGUCUCCGCUUGCACAAAAUGAAAUCAUUUACACUCUGCCCAUGCUAACUAUCUUGACAGAUAAAGGUACUGGGGUAGUUACGAGUGUUCCUAGUGACGCUCCUGAUGAUUUUGUGGCUCUUAAUGACUUGAAGGCUAAACCAGCUCUGCGAGCAAAAUUUGGUGUGAAAGAUGAAUGGGUUCUUCCCUUUGAGAUCAUACCCAUUAUUAAUAUUCCUGAAUUUGGAGAUAAGCCUGCUGAGAAAGUUUGCACUGAUUUGAAAAUUAAGAGCCAAAAUGAGAAAGACAAGCUUGCCGAAGCAAAGAGGUUGACUUAUUUGAAGGGUUUCACUGAAGGGACAAUGCUUGUUGGUGAGUUUGCUGGGGAAAAGGUUCAGGAUGCCAAGCCAAAAGUCAGAAGUAAGCUUUUGGAAACAGGUGAAGCCAUUAUGUAUAGUGAGCCUGAAAAAAAGGUCAUGUCCAGAUCAGGAGAUGAAUGUGUUGUGGCGCUAACAGACCAGUGGUAUAUCACUUAUGGUGAACCUGAAUGGAAAAAACUUGCUAAGGAGUGUUUAGAAUCAAUGAAUUGCUUCUCUGAUGAGACUCGUCAUGGUUUUGAGCACACCUUGAGUUGGCUUAACCAGUGGGCCUGCUCAAGGUCGUUUGGCCUAGGGACCCGCAUUCCUUGGGAUGAGCAGUAUCUAGUGGAGUCCCUUUCUGAUUCUACCAUAUACAUGGCUUAUUAUACCAUUGCUCAUUUCCUGCAAAAUGGAGACAUGUAUGCAUCUCAUACUGGUUCCAUAAAACCAGAACAACUUAGUGAUGAAGUAUGGGAUUAUUUAUUUUGUGGUGGUUCAUAUCCUCAGUCUUCAGAUAUCAAUCCUAAUGUGCUUAACCAGAUGAAGCAGGAAUUUGAAUACUGGUAUCCUUUUGAUCUUCGGGUGUCUGGCAAGGACCUUAUCCAGAACCACUUGACAUUUAGCAUUUAUAAUCACACUGCAAUAAUGGACAAACGCCACUGGCCCCGUGGGUUCAGAUGUAAUGGACACAUUUUGUUGAAUGCUGAGAAGAUGUCUAAGUCCACUGGGAACUUCAGGACUUUACGAGAAGCUAUUGAAGAAUUCUCUGCUGAUGCAACACGUUUUGCCCUGGCUGAUGCUGGUGAUGGUGUAGAUGAUGCAAAUUUCGUGUUUGAGACGGCAAAUGCAGCAAUUCUCCGUCUCACAAAAGAGAUUUCAUGGAUGGAAGAAGUUCUUGCUGCAGAUUCUGCUCUGAGAGCGGGUGAGCCAUCUACAUAUGCUGAUCGGGUGUUUGAAAAUGAAAUCAAUUUAGCGAUAAACCUGACUGAGCAAAGCUACCAGAACUACAUGUUCCGAGAAGCUCUAAAAACUGGAUUUUAUGACUUGCAAGCUGCUAGGGAUGAAUAUAGGUUCUCUUGUGGGGCUGGUGGCAUGAACAGGGCUUUGGUACAACGUUUUAUGGACAUUCAGACACGGCUAAUCACACCGAUUUGCCCUCAUUACGGAGAGUAUGUUUGGAAGGAGCUUUUGAAAAAGGAAGGUUUUGCAAUAAAAGCUGGGUGGCCUGUUGCUGAUGCACCUGAUUUAACCCUCAAGAGCGCAAACAAAUACUUACAAGAUUCUAUCGUGCUGAUGAGAAAGCUCCUGCAAAAGCAAAUUCUGGGUUCCAAGAAGGGCAACAAAAAAGGAGCCCCUGUUCAACAGCUUACAGAUGACAAGCGCUUGACUGGCUUAAUUUAUGUCAAUGAUAGAUAUGAUGGAUGGAAAGAAGAUUGCUUGAAAAUACUUCAAAGCAAAUUCAACUCUGAAAAUAACAGCUUUGCUCCCGACAGCGAAAUAAUGGAAGCACUGCAGAAAAGUGAAUUAGGUAAGGCUACAAAUUUCAAACAAAUCCAAAAGCUGUGUAUGCCAUUCUUGAGGUUCAAGAAGGACGAGACUCUUUCUUUGGGUCCGCAUGCCUUGGAGUUGCAACUUCCUUUUGGCGAGAUGAAAGUCCUUUUGGAGAACCUUGACUUGAUCAAGAGGCAGCUUGCACUCGAGCAUGUAGAGAUCUUGUCGUUUCGAGAUGAAGAAUCUGUUGCCAAGGCUGGAACUCUACUGUCAGUCCUCAGGCAAAACCCUCCAUCCCCUGGUAAUCCUACAGCCAUCUUUUUGUCAGCUUGAUGAAAACUAGAAUUUAUUUUUGAAUUUUUGCUUUGUCAGUAUAAUAAACUCUUUCAAAUCAUUGUUUGCAUAUUUUUCGUUAAAAGAAAUUUGAUUAAAUGUUUUAUCUGGAGGACUUGUGAGCAAUUUUUCUUUUUCGUUCCUUGAAAGUUUUCUUAAUGGAGUUUGAACUUUGAACUUUGAACUUUGAAGUAUUUGGGAUUUGUAUUGUUCAAGGAAAAUUUGUUAUCUAAAAAAAAAAAAAAAGUGAGAGUUAGAGAUUGUGUGAAUAUUCCAGUUGAAA